UGUGAUGUCAUUUUGUUCCUCUUUGAGAACCAGCCUGGUUGGGGAAGACUUACAUAAGACAAUGAGCAGCAUAACACUGUUGUACUGUUAAAGUACUAGCUACAAAUAUUCAAGCACCAACAUGUAAAGGAAUGGAGAGAUCCAAGACAGGUACUAUGCUGAAUUUGAAGAUGUGAAGAAAAUAAAAUUGCCCUCAAGAAACUUACAUUCUGUUUGGGCUUAUAUCAAGUACACAAAUAAACAUGAACUAUAUCAAGAUUACUUAGAAGCAGACGAAUGAGUGGAAUAAGAAUGAUGAUCGGCUGUUGCAGGCGGUGGAGAAUGGAGACGUGGAGAAGGUGGUCUCCCUGCUGGGCAAGAAGGGUGCCUGUGCCACCAAGCAUGACAGCGAGGGCAAAACCGCUUUCCACCUGGCUGCAUCAAGAGGGCAGGUGGAGUGCCUCAGGGCCAUGGUUACACACGGAGCGGAUGUGACAGCCCAAGAUACUGCAGGACACAGUGCUUUACACCUGGCAGCCAAGAACAGUCACCCUGAGUGCAUUAAGAAGCUUCUUCAGUUUAAAUGUCCAGCAGAGAACACUGACAAUUCUGGAAAAACAGCUUUACACUAUGCAGCGGCACAUGGAUGCCUUCAAGCGGCUCAGAUUCUCUGUGAGCACAAAAGCCCCAUUAACCUCAAGGAUUUGGACGGGAAUAUACCUCUGCUUCUUGCAGUACAAAAUGGCCAUACUGAAGUGUGCCGCUAUCUCUUGGAUCACGGAGCAGAUGUCAAUUCCAGAGACAAAAAUGGAAGAACUGCUCUUAUUCUGGCUUGUGAAACUGGCAACUCUAACAUGGUGGAAGCCUUAAUUAAAAAGGGUGCAGACUUAAACCUUGUGGAUUCUCUUGGACACAAUGCCUUACAUUAUUCCAAACUCUCAGAAAAUACAGGAAUUCAAAGCCUUCUAUUAUCAAAAAUCUCUCAGGACACUGAUGUAAAGACUCCGACAAAACCAAAGCAGCAUGAUCAAGUCUCUAAAAUAAGCUCAGAAAGAAGUGGAACUCCCAAAAAACGCAGAGCUCCACCACCACCUAUCAGUCCUUCCCAGCUGAGUGACCUGUCUACGCCACGUUCAAUAACUUCAACUCCAUUGUCAGGAAAAGAAGCAGUUUUUUUCCCUGAGCAAUCUUUCAAGCAGGAAGAGGUUAGCUCUCUACGGGAUAACAAAGACCGACUGAGUGAUAGUACUGCAGGUGCUGAUAGUUUAUUGGAUGUGAGUUCUGAAGCGGAUCAGCAAGAUCUUCUCACACUCUUGCAAGCAAAAGUCGCUUCUCUUACCUUGCAUAAUAAAGAAUUACAAGACAGAUUGAAAGCCAGAACAUCCAAGGAGGUUGAGGCAGACUUAAGUACUGACUCUUACCAUUCUACCCAGACUGACUUGGUCCCAUUAGAAGAUAAAUCAAGUGAAACCUCUGCCUUUGUUUUAACCCAUACUUUAAGUAAAGCCACUAGCAGCAGUGACAUAAAAAUUCAACAGCUACAGGAAAUUUUACAGGAUAUGCAGAUGAAACUGGAUAGCUCAGAAGCAGAAAAGAGGGAGUUACAAGCCCAGCUCCAGUCUCGAGUUUCACAAUCAAUUUGUCUAAACAGCUCUGAGAUUUCAGAAAAUGGCUCUGAUCUCAGCCAAAAGCUUAAGGAAACCCAGAGCAAGUAUGAAGAGGCUAUGAAAGAGGUCUUGAAUGUGCAGAAGCAAAUGAAAUUAGGCCUUGUUGCUCCAGAAAAUAAAGAUAACAGUUUCUCUAAUCUCCAUGAGCUGAGGUCCACAGAUGAAGCUAUUGAAAAACUCAAGCAAGAUCUACAGAAGGCAUUAGAAGAAAGUGAAGGAAAUAAAGAGAGAGUGAGAGAGUUAGAAGGGAAACUUGAAGAAAAGGAGAAAAGUCUGGCUGUCAAGCCAUCUGUGGAAGAGUAUGAAAAAAUAAGAAACUCAUAUUGCUCUGUGAUUGAGAAUAUGAACCAAGAGAAAGCCUUUUUAAUUGAGAAAUAUAAAGAUGCUCAAGAAGAAAUAAAAAAAUUACAAGAGACUUUGAAAAGUCAGACACCACAAGAAUCCACUGAUGAUGCUGGAGACAUGAAAGAAGCAAUGAACAGAAUGAUCGAUGAACUCAAUAAGCAGGUAACUGAGCUCUCCCAGUUAUACAAGGAAGCCCAGGCUGAGCUCGAGGACUACAGGAAGAGGAAGUCACUGGAGGAUGUCACUUCUGAAUAUAUCCAUAAAGAUGAGCAUGAGAAGCUUAUUCAGGUGACAAAUGUGUCCAGGGUGAAAGCUGAAGAUGAACUAUCUGAAAUGAAAUCCCAGUAUUCAAAGGUAUUGAAUGAAGUAACACAGCUCAAGCAGCUAGUCGAUACUCAAAAGCAAAAUUCCGUGUCCAUCACAGAACAUUUGCAAGUGAUAACCACUCUCCGGAGCACUGCAAAAGAAAUGGAGGAGAAAAUAAACAGUCUCAAAGAGCAGCUUGCAGGCAAGGAAACCGAAGUGGCCAAUCUAGAGAAACAUCUUUUGGAAGAAAAAGCAGCAAUGAACGACGCUAUGGUACCUAGAGCCUCCUAUGAAAAACUCCAGUUGUCUUUGGAAAGUGAAGUGAAUGCAUUGACAUCUAAAUUGCAGCAUUCAGUGAAGGAGCGAGAGAAGGUGUCCUUAGACUUGGCACAGGUGAGAAAUGAAGUCUCACAGAUAAGAAGGGAAAAGGACAGUAUUCAAAAUCUCCUGAAAACUAAGGAACAGGAGGUAAAUGAACUUCAUCAAAAGUGCCAGCAAGCUCAAGAAGAACUUACAGAAAUGAGAAGAUAUUCUGAGAGCUCUUCAAAAUUAGAAGAGGACAAAGAUAAGAAGAUAAAUGAGAUGUCCAAAGAAGUCAUCAAAUUAAAGGAAGCUUUGAACAGCCUUUCUCAGCUUUCCUACUCUACCAGUGCAUCCAAGAGGCAAAGUCAGCACCUGGAGGCCCUACAGCAGCAAGUGAAGCAGUUACAGAAUCAACUGACGGAAUCCAAGAAACAACAUCAGGAGAUUGUCUCAGUUUACAGAAUGCAUCUUCUGUAUGCUGUACAGGGUCAGAUGGAUGAAGAUGUCCAAAAAGUACUGAAGCAAAUUCUCACCAUGUGUAAAAACCAGUCACAAAAGAAGUGAGAUAGAUUCUCUGGGACUCAGCGCCAACCCCUCAUAUUUGCCAUAUUUGCCUUAAAACAGGAGUUAGGGUUGGCAGUCACUGCCAUUUUUCUAGUUUGUUGUAUGCACUGUGAGUUCACAUAGCUGCCCUCUCAGCUUCUUCCUUACACAAGGACUUCUGAGGAUUGUCCCCAAGAGAAGACCUUCCAUUCUUCAGAAUUGUUUGUUGACUUUUAAGACCUAAAGUUACCAGCCUUGUGAUGAGCUGAAACUGUUAAUUCCAGAUCUUGGUGCUGGCUAGUGCCACACUUGGUUUGGAUCUGUGAGACUAAGGGACUUGAUUGAAGCGGUCUGUUGGAUGGUGGUGACCUGCAAAUUUCCCACAGGAUUUCUUGCUGGUCAGUCCUAGUUGUUGCAAAUAAUGUGGUGAAUGCUGUUGGAAUUCCUUUUUCCCAUGGCUGCCCAUCCACACCAACUUUUAGUUAGAAGCACCCAAGAUUUCAGGCUGGAAUUAACCCUUAACAUGAUUUAAUUUCUAAUCAAAUUAACCCUAGGAUUGGUUACAAGGUACAAUACAAAAGCCCUCAUCAUAUCUUCUGGAUGGAGUGCAUACCCAAUUCCCAAUCUGCCUUUCAUUCUUAGAACUAUGCUAUUUAAACCAGCAAUUGGAUGAAUAGGAUUAACUAAAAUAUAUAGGUUAAAGAUUUCAAAAAAACAAAACAAACAAACAAACAAAAAAACCCUUUAAACAACACAUUGCAAACAACCUAUGCAAGCUUGCCUACUACUGUUGUCCAUGAAGCUCAGGAAAUCCAAGUACAUGCUUUUCAACAAGGGAUUACAGUAAACAAUGCGUUUACAACCGAAAGAAAUUCUUCGUAGUUCCUAACCUCACUUUUGUAAAGAUGGGUUUUUUUUCCAUUAUAUUUUUAUUGGCUAUUACAGAUUUUUGGUACCUAAGCCAUUUAUUUCAUAAAAUUUGCAUUACACUAUGUUAACAAAAUAUUUUAGAUAACUAUGCUUUAGACUUAAAAUGUCUUUGGGUAAAAGUUUUCAGCUGUAGCAAUAUGUACUAGAAGUACUCUCAGCUCAUCACAAAACACCAGCAGAUAGUAGGAGGUUUGGUCACGUGUCUGUGUGCUCUUGUAGCUGUCAAGCCUUCCUGGUGAACAUGGCCUUGUUCUUUUGGCUGACUGUCAGGAUAUCAUAACUCUGCUUACUUUUCCAGACAUUGGGAGCAUGACUAAUGCCAGUCAUUGAAAAUUGGUAAAAUCAUAGUGCAUAGCGGAGAUGUAGGGAAGAAAUACUUUCCUAUUCCCAUGCCAUACUUAAAAUUUAAAACUUGCUUGUAACUUCACUUAAGGCUUUAUUUUUAAUGGGGUAUACAAAUAUAAAUAAAAAUCAGUCUCGUUAAGAUGUUCCCAGAAGCUUGUGUCUGCUUUGACUGAGUAGAAAGUAGCUCAAGGCUUACUGGACUCUGCUGUCUAGAGUAUAUGCUCUCUAAACAAUGGUAAAGCAAAAUGGCUUUAAAACUUCCCAUCAAAUAAUAGGUCUUGGUGUUGUUGUUUAAUGAUAAUUUGAUAAUUUUGAAAAGACCCCAAAGAAAUGUGAAAGGACUUGUUUGGGGGGGGAGGGGGGAGGGUUAGCACUUAAGAAAACAUCACACACACACAUACACACACACAUACAUACAAAUUCAGCACACAAAUGCUGCAGAAUCUAAAACUUGAGACAUUUUAAAGGUUUCCUGACAAUUUUAGUCUUUUACUUUGUUUCAUUAUGCAUAUUUAUUACAAGUAUCCUGGUUAAAUAUUGAAAAGUUAUACACUAUAGUCUAGCAUUUUUGUCUUUGUAAUUUACAGGAGUUUAUGGAGAAAAUAAACUUUGGUUCCAUUGUUUUCA
Messenger RNA from Sarcophilus harrisii (Tasmanian devil), 5045 nucleotides. RefSeq names its product retinoic acid induced 14 (gene RAI14). Gene Ontology annotation, molecular function: actin binding. The record is from RefSeq and is a predicted model, not a curated record. The transcript is spliced from 18 exons. NCBI's taxonomy places the organism in Eukaryota, Metazoa, Chordata, Mammalia, Dasyuromorphia, Dasyuridae. The coding region runs from base 450 to 3164 and encodes 904 amino acids.